Messenger RNA from Chaetomium strumarium, 814 nucleotides. RefSeq lists its product as uncharacterized. The transcript is spliced from 2 exons. The record is from RefSeq and is a predicted model, not a curated record. NCBI's taxonomy places the organism in Eukaryota, Fungi, Ascomycota, Sordariomycetes, Sordariales, Chaetomiaceae. Bases 122 to 724 code for a protein of 200 amino acids.
GUAGUAGAUUGUGGUUGGUUGCCCGGGGCGGCAGAAGUGGGAGGUGCGCCGCAAACGAGAUGGCGUUGUGUGUGCGUUUGCCCUUCUAGGCCACAAAGGGUGUGGGGGUUCUUGCUCAGUGAUGUUUCGGGGCACCCGGCAUGUCGUUGGAAUAAGGUUGCCGUGGCCGAGAAGGCGUCAAUCAAAGGCUUCCGUGCCAAUGGAGAAGCCGCAGGGGAUCAAGCCCACAAGCCCACGGAACUGCAGUCUGCCAUUCGCUGCCCGGGUCAUACGGCUUUGCAGCCCGAGAAAUGACGCGACCUCGUUGGCGUUGAACCGCAGGACCGGUUCCGGUCUUUUUAUCGUGCGGCGUGUUGUUGGAGCUCAACUCGAGUCGCGACAACACGGCAGUAGUUGGCAGGUUUCACAAGUGAUCAAGGCGUGGCCCGAUGGAUGGAGCUGCCAAUCAACAUCUGUGCCUUACAGCAACAGGGUCGCGUUCCUACCGGGUAGUUCGCCAAAGCAGAAUCAAACCACAGCCGCGCAGCCCCGGUGCCUCCAGCAUUCGAAACAGUGUAUUAGGGAAUUAGGAAUCACCAUGCAUGAGCUACUCACAUUGUGGUUGAUAAGAUUCGGCUGUGGCUGGGCGGCCAAGCAGCACUGCAGCACUCGGGUCGCACAGCUCGCGUCGCAGGCUAACUCAGGUAUCUUGCAUUCGGCGCCUUGCCUCCGUUUGGCGGUCUAAUCGACAGGUUGGUUCAGAUGGCUGCUCUGCAGAGUGUUGAUGUCAUAUUAGCAUCCUAAACCCAUAUGGGUUUGAAGAUUUCGUCUUGUA